UGUUUAUAUACUUUUUUUUGUCCUCAGUGAGGCUGCUGGAGCCACAGAUGGUUAUCAUUAAGCCACGGGGGAAGGUCGUUUUUAGAGAUGUCUUCUGUGGAGCGUACUUCACCUUUGCUGUGUCUAAAGAGGGGCACGUCUAUGGAUUUGGCCUUUCCAAUUACCACCAGCUUGGCACCCAAAGCACAAACACCUGCUUUGUUCCUGUGAAACUCAGUUCUUUCAAGAACUCCACCACCUCUUGGGUGGGUUUCUCUGGGGGGCAGCAUCACACACUGUGCCUGAAUUCAGAAGGACAAGUGUGCAGUCUUGGUCGGGCGGAGUAUGGCCGUCUGGGCCUGGGGAAGGAUGCGGGGGAGAAGAGUGAGCCCACACCUGUUACCGGGAUCAGUGACGUUCAGAUAGUUGCCUGUGGUGCCUCUGUGAGCUACGCUGUCACUAAACAAGGCUCUGUGUUUUCCUGGGGCAUGGGCACCAAUCUGCAGCUGGGUACAGGAGAGGAGGAGGAUGAAUGGAGCCCAGUGGAGAUGACGGGCAAGCAGCUGGAGAACCGUGUAGUUCUAUCAGUGUCCAGUGGAGGGCAGCACACGGUCCUGCUGGUCAAAGACAAGCAGGAGAGCUGAUCUUUAACUCCUUGACUAAAGACAGCUGAGCCAAACUACUGUAUCAGUGGUAUCUGUAACCUAUAGCUUGAUCAUGAUCGGGGUGUCUGGGGUUGGGAAUGCUUCCUGUGCUGAGCUAAGCCAGCGAAUGAGGGAGAGGGUAGGAUGAGAAUCAUCUAAUUAAACCUUUUAUCCCGCUUUAGGGGGAGCCCAAACAUUCACUGGAUACGGUCCGGUAGAUGAUCGAAGAUCUUUUUUUAUGGACUUUGUUUCUUUUUCUUUGCUUUGUCUUAUUUUUAACAAAGAUCUUUAGUAUGCUUCCUGGAGACCGCCUGUCGUGAGUGAUUGUAUGCAUGUAUGAGCUGAAAGGUGAUUUAAUAAGUCUUUUAGAUAAGUCCUGGAAAACUUUUUUUUUUAAUUCCACAUUUUGGUCUGAGCAAUAAAAGGUUUAUGAUAGCAGGUCUAAUCUAUAUCACUCACACA
Molecule: messenger RNA, 1085 nt
Organism: Sinocyclocheilus rhinocerous
Lineage: Eukaryota; Metazoa; Chordata; Actinopteri; Cypriniformes; Cyprinidae
Product: regulator of chromosome condensation-like
Exons: 4
Coding region: 48-623 (191 amino acids)
Cellular component (GO): cytoplasm
Molecular function (GO): guanyl-nucleotide exchange factor activity
Source: RefSeq, a predicted model, not a curated record